CCUAUUAUUCAAUGAGACAGAGGAAUUAUAACUGCAGCUCUCUAGAGCUGAUAAAAGAGAUUGGUUUCCUUUUCAUUUGCAUACUGAUGUUCUAGAGGGGGAGGGUAUUCUACCUUUACACCUUGUGUUCUUCUGACACAAAGAAGGAAGAGAAAUUAAUACACCUGGAAAAUGUCCCUUCUAAUGGAGAAGGACAGAUAAGAGGUAUAUUUCUGAAAUAUUUUCAUAUCCUAAUUCUAUUGGGGAUCCCACUGGUGACUGGUAUUUGAUCUAUCCCCAAGAUUUCUCCAUUUUUGACAUAUCUGCUGUUUGGUAGCUCAGGAUGGGGCAAUACAGUAGACUUUGCCCCCAGAGUUCACUCAACCUUCUCUCCACCCCCACCUAGGCUUAUUGCACAAGGGCCUUGAAAGUGGCCACAGGAGCAGGGCACGGAAGCUUAAGAGCUACAUUUAUAGUUUUAGGAUUCCCAUUCUCCCCAAACUCCAGUCUAUUCAUCCUUUUCUCAAUCUCCCCAGAUUCUCUUCACAUCAUCCUGACCAAUCUUCAACUCUUCUCUCUCCCCAUGCCCAGCCAAAUUUCUUUUUUCAGUCACUUACAGGACGUGCGGUCAAAAUUCACUAGGUAGGAGGGCCAUCAGCUGGGAAGAACCGGCGCCUGGGGGGACCAGGCUGGAUAGGUAUGGGGGAUCCAGGCCAGUCCUCUGGUCCCCGGUCCCCCCAUGGCAGUCCCCCAACUCUAAGCACUCUCACUCUCCUGCUGCUCCUCUGUGGACAUGCUCAUUCUCAAUGCAAGAUCCUCCGCUGCAAUGCUGAGUAUGUAUCGUCCACUCUGAGCCUUAGAAGUGGGGGUUCAACAGGAGCGCUUCGAGGAGGAGGAGGAGGAGGAGGCGGCGGUGGUGGCGGCGCCGCUAGUGGCCGAGGGGGAGAGGUGGGCUCCGGUGGCCUCUGUCGAGCCCUCCGCUCCUACGCGCUCUGCACUCGGCGCACCGCCCGCACCUGCCGCGGGGACCUCGCCUUCCAUUCGGCAGUGCAUGGCAUCGAAGACCUGAUGAUCCAGCACAACUGCUCCCGUCAGGGCCCUACGGCCCCUCCCCCGCCCCGGGGCCCAGCUCUUCCAGGUGCUGGUCAGGGCCUCCCAGCCUCGGACCCCUGUGACUAUGAAAGCCGGUUUUCCCGGCUGCAUGGUCGUCCCUCUGGCUUCUUGCAUUGCGCUUCCUUCGGAGACCCCCACGUACGCAGCUUCCACCACCACUUUCACACGUGCCGUGUACAAGGAGCUUGGCCUCUGCUGGAUAACGACUUCCUCUUUGUCCAGGCCACCAGCUCCCCCGUGGCAUUGGGGGCCAACGCUACCACCACUCGGAAGCUCACGAUCAUAUUUAAGAACAUGCAGGAAUGCAUUGAUCAGAAGGUCUACCAGGCUGAAGUGGACAAUCUUCCUGUAGCCUUUGAAGAUGGUUCUAUCAAUGGAGGUGACCGACCUGGUGGCUCCAGUUUGUCUAUUCAAACUGCUAACCCUGGGAGCCAUGUGGAGAUCCGAGCUGCCUAUAUUGGCACAACUAUAAUCAUUCGGCAGACAGCUGGGCAGCUGUCCUUCUCUAUCAAGGUAGCAGAGGAUGUGGCCAGGGCCUUCUCAGCUGAGCAGGACCUGCAGCUCUGUGUUGGGGGAUGCCCUCCAAGUCAGCGACUCUCUCAAUCAGAGCGCAAUCGUCGGGGAGCUAUAACCAUUGAUAUUGCCAGACAGCUGUGCAAGGAAGGGCUUCCAGUGGAAGAUGCUUACUUCCAUUCCUGUGUCUUUGAUGUUUUAAUUUCUGGUGACCCCAACUUUACCGUGGCAGCUCAGGCAGCUCUGGAGGAUGCCCGAGUCUUCCUGCCAGACUUAGAGAAGCUGCAUCUCUUCCCCUCUGAUGCUGGAGUUCCUCUUUCCUCAGCAACCCUCCUAGCCCCACUCCUUUCUGGGCUCUUUGUUCUGUGGCUUUGCAUCCAAUAAGUAGGCCAGCAAUCCCCUGACUGGUUUGGAAAUAAUUUGGGGAUAGAGAAUGGCAUGGAAGAACAUAAAGAAUCACUAAAGGAAACAGUAGGGACUAGGAGAUACAUGAAACAAUAACAUUUAUCCAGAGUCAGAUGAGGCUGCAGUUCACGGCCAAAAUGAUCACAGAAUAAGGACUCUGCACAAGGUUUCUGCAUUCCAGACCUCCAUAGGUGCUCUCCACCAAUUUUUUCAGUCCUGUUUUUAGGAAGCUAAUUGCUCUAAUGCAUCUACUCCAGAGAUCACCCCUACAAGCUCUUAGUGGUUAGGUGGGGUCCUGACAAUCAAUAAAUUAAGGGUUGAGAUUUUUUAAGAACCAAGAACUCAAAAAGUAAUACAUGAUCAUCACCCAUAAGAUACUCAAAAAAGGAGGAAAUAGGGAAAAAAGUUUAUGAUGAAUAUAUGUGGGUAAGGUAUAUUCUGCUUGCCUACUUCAGAAAUGAAGUGGGUGUUAUCUGGAUCUUAUGUGAAGGGAGUCUCUGCUUUUGGAGAACAGCACAGAUAGGACAGAAGCCAUCAUCCCCACCCCUAACUAAUCUAUUAUUAAAACUAUGAAUU
This is a messenger RNA of Lemur catta (Ring-tailed lemur), 2586 nucleotides long. RefSeq names its product hemojuvelin BMP co-receptor (gene HJV). Gene Ontology annotation, biological process: BMP signaling pathway. Gene Ontology annotation, cellular component: plasma membrane. The transcript is spliced from 3 exons. Gene Ontology annotation, molecular function: coreceptor activity. NCBI's taxonomy places the organism in Eukaryota, Metazoa, Chordata, Mammalia, Primates, Lemuridae. The record is from RefSeq and is a predicted model, not a curated record. Bases 679 to 1989 code for a protein of 436 amino acids.